Tympanuchus pallidicinctus (lesser prairie-chicken) is the source of this 4104-nucleotide messenger RNA. It is a transcript of the gene FBF1, whose product is annotated as Fas binding factor 1. Gene Ontology annotation, cellular component: ciliary basal body; ciliary transition fiber; centriole. Bases 608 to 3994 code for a protein of 1128 amino acids. The transcript has 30 exons. Lineage: Eukaryota; Metazoa; Chordata; Aves; Galliformes; Phasianidae. Gene Ontology annotation, biological process: cilium assembly; establishment of epithelial cell polarity. The record is from RefSeq and is a predicted model, not a curated record.
CAGUGGGCAGGAGUUUGGGGAUGUGGGGAGAGGAGCAGCGUGAGCACAGCUCCGGGGUGCUGCAUGUCCGGUGGGCUGCGUGCGCCGCGCUGAUGGGAGGCAGGGAUGGCUGCAGCAAGGCGGGCUGAAAGCUGGGGGCUUCAUCCUGCUCACACAGAGGGCAGGCAGCUUUGUUUUCUGCUUGGGCCGAGUGGGACAGGCUGUGCCUCUUGUUUGGGAUCCCUGGGUGCUACGGAUCCGGAAAGUGGGGGGGUUAUUUUGCAGAGCAGCUCCAUGGUGCCAGCGGGACAUUGCCUGUGCAAACCGCUUCAGGAGCUCAACGCCAUUCAGGGUUUUUUGUGUUUUGCUUUUAAAUUCCCACUGAACCUUUUGUGAGUGGCUUAGAGAGGCCUGAGCAGCAUGGAGGCAGUCUGCAAGCUGCAGAGGAAAUCUUUUUAACAAAGGUGCAACGUUCACUAAGGCAAUUCGGUGCAUUUUCCUGUCCUUGCAGAUAGGAGGUUGGCGUGGAUGUGAGCAAUGCUGUCAGACCGCCUGAGAGCUGAAGGUGCAGCUCAGGUGAACCUGCAAACAAACUUGCCCUGAGCAAAGAACAAACAAACUUUCUGCCAUGGCUACAAAAUCCAAGAGAAGUUCACGAGGCUCCAUCGAUGACGUGCUGGGUGACCUCCUGGGAUAUGAUGAUGAAGGCCCUGAUAAAUCUUCCCAACCAGCUGGUGUCAGCAGUGGGAGAGCCCAGGGCAGCAGCUUGAAGGCCAGUAAGAAGUCAUUUCUGGAGGAUGAUUUCUUUAGCAAACUCCCUGCAGAGGACAUGGAAGCUGCAGAGGAAUCUAGUAUCUCUGAUGCAGACCCACAGGCUGUGCUGCAAACCCUGAAGGAAAUGGAUGACAUGGAAGCUGAUCUUCUGGGAAUGUCAAAACCCAGUUCUGGGCUGGGAAAGGCAGCUACGAAAGGCCCAGGGAAAUGUAACACCUCAGAAGGAGCAGUAAAAACUUCAGGGAAGAUGCCAGCUCCUGAGACAGGAGAAUCUGCACCUGAGACGGAUAAGAAACCACUCUCAUCCCCACCCGCUUCCCGACAGUACAAGAAGUUUAACUUUGAAGAUGUAAAUGAUCCUUUGGCCGGGCUUCUAUCUGGAGAGGAGCAGGGUGUUCCCAAGAAGCCAUCUCCAAAAGGCAGCGAAGGAAGUCCGGAGAAGAAAACAGAACUGGGCAAAGAGAAAGAGCCAAUCCCAGCCCAGACACUCCUGCACACUGCAGCCCCAGCCCGGCAAAGGGAGGAGCUCACGUUUGAAGAUGAUGAUGAUGACCUGAUGGAUGUGCUGGGAUUUGGUGAUGGCCGAAAAGGAAACCAGAAGCAGGGAAAGAAGGUGGAAGAACAGGAGGUGCGUCCGGCCCGCUCCAAGCUGGAUGAGUUACUGGGACGAGGCUCCAUCGCCAAAAUCCUGGAACGGCCAGGAGCAGGAGAGCACAGAGAGUUCAAGCUGGAUAAGAAGUACCAAAAGCAGCCAGAGAAGGAAGAGGGUUGGGACGAGGAGGAUUUUAUCUUUGGAGCUUACCAGCCCACAGUGGCCACCACGCCUGAGGGCCGUCCCUCCAGGAGGCAGUCUGUGAGCAGGUUUUCAGCUGAGAACAGCAGUGAACCAAAACCAGACCCUCACUCCAAACCUCCUCCUGCAGCCAGCCAGAGCCCUGCACGGGGCAGCAGGGCUGGGGGUGACUGGCUGGGCCUGAAGGAUGAGGAUUUUUUGGAUUCGGAGCCUCCAUCUCCAGCUAAGACCAGUCCUGCCGUGAGCUCCCAGCAGCUCCUGGCUACAGAAGAAGCAACGUCCAAACCCAACCAACUGGAAGAGGAUAACUGGCUGAGCGUUGCCUUGUCUCGCAAGAAGGCUCAAGCUCAGGUGAAGGCUCAGGAGAGAAGUGCUGUGCCCCUGGAGACCCCAGGCAAAGGACUGGAGCCCAGCCCUCCUGUCAGCCAGCCAGCCACCUCCACGGGAGCAGCACCACAGGCAGCUGCCCUGCAGGACAAGGCAGCGAGUGCAGACAGCUCUGGGCACCCAGUCCCUUGGCUCAGCACUGUGACACAAGCCUCAGUUCACCCAUCGGAGCCUGCAAAGAGGGAUCCCCUGAGAGAUGCCAGCCACAUCGGCCCUGCAGCAGAGCAAGGGAUACAGGGCCCUGCCUCACUUGCUCAGGUUACCAUUCCCAGCACACCGCUCCAGGCUGCCUCACAGCUGCAGGCUGAAUCCCCACCUCUGGGCUCAGUACAUGAGAGGAGGCCAGGAGCUCCCACAGUCCAGCCCUACGAUGAUGCAGCAGGCUGUCGGGCAGCACUGCUCAGUGCCCAGGCCCGUGUGGCAGAGCUGGAGAGCCAGGUCCGCAUGCUGGAGCUGGAGCGGACGCAGCACAAAUUGUUGCUGGAGAGCCUUCAGCAGAGGCACCAGGAGGACCUGGAUCUUCUUGAGAGUGCACACAGGAGCCGGGUGAAGGUGGUGGAAGAGACUUAUGGGCAACGGGAGGAGAGGCUGCGGCGGGAGAAGGAGCAGCUGGAGGCUCAGCUGCUGUCACAGAGCCAGGAUGCAGAGCGGGCCAGGGCAGAUCUGGUGGCACAGCACAAACAGCGUGUGGCCACACUGGAGCAGCAGAGUGCCCAGGAGCUGGAGCGGCUGCGAGAGCUGCAGAGGUCAUCUGUUCAGGAGAUGCGCAAAGACCACGAGGAGCAGCUCCAGCGGCUGAAGCGGCUGAAAGAGCAGGAGAUCGAUGCAGUGACCAGUGCCACGUCACACACCAGGUCUCUGAAUGGUGUCAUCGAGCAGAUGGAAAGGUUCUCCAGUGAUCUGCACAACCUCUCGCACAGGGUGGAGGCCACACACCACACCACCUCCCAGGAGCUGGCCAUGGGAGCUCGGCAGCGGGAUGAGCAGCUCAAGGUGCUCCAGGACAGGCUGUCACAGCAGCAGAGGGACAUGGAAGAGGAGAGGAGCCGACUCCAGGAGGUGAUUGCCAAAAUGGAGGCCAGGCUAAGUGAACAGACCCGGCUGCUGGAGCAGGAGCGAUGGAGGGCGACGGCAGAGCAAUCCAAAGUGGAGUCUCUGCAGCGCUCCCUGGAGGAGCAGCGGCGAGUCAUGAGCCAGCAGCUCUCCAUGGAGCGGGCAGAACUGGAGAGGGCAAAGAGUGCUUUGCUGGAGGAGCAGAAGUCAGUGAUGCAGAAGUGCUCAGAGGAGCGCCGGAAGCUGGCCGUUGAAUGGGCUGAAUUUCACACCCAGCAGCAGCUUAGCAAGGAGCGGAUGGAGCGUGACAUUGACCGAGCCCUGCAGUUGGAUUCCCAAAGGGAGGGCACCAUCAUCAGCCUAGCCAAGGAGCAAGCAGAGCUGAAGAUACGGAGCCGUGAGCUGAAGGUCAAGGAGGAGCAGCUGGCGAGGGACAGAGAGCUGCUGGAUGAGGCCUGGCAUGAGCUGAGGCUGGAGAAGGAGAAGGUGAAAGGGGCUGCACUGCGCAUCCGGCAGCAGGAGGAGGAGAUCAAGAACAUGAACAAGCUCUCAGCACAGAAGUAUGAGGAAGGGGAGCGAGCCCUGCAGGAUGCAUGUAGGAUAGAGUCUGAGCACCAGGCCAGGCUGCAUGUAAUGCAGCAGCACCUGGAGCAGCUCAAGCAGCAAGAACAGCACCUGCAACAGGAGAGGUUGAGCAUGGCUCACCAGAGGAGACAGCUUGAACAACUGCACAAGAAGCUGCCCAACAACCCCACACUAUUGCUGACCACAGACCAGGAUCUGAGUGCUUCCACCAAGGGGCUCUCCAGCACGCUGAGUUUUCCACCUCCCAUUAGGACAUUGCCAGGGCACAGGAGAGUGGACACGACUGCUUCAAUGGAGCUCUAUGCCAAACUGCUGGUGCUGAAGCACAGGGCACAGCAGGACCGCAAUUUCCUGGAGGACGAGCAGCUCUUCCUGGAGACCCUGAAGAAGGCGUCCUACAACACUUCACCUCUGUCAGCGUGAGGAGCCAUUUCCUUUCUUCUCUCGAGCUGUGUUUGCAUUGAGGGCUGGGCUGUGCAAAUGGGGAGGGAGAGAGGAAGGAAACAAGUAAUAAAUAAUGUCUGUUUAAAGAA